Molecule: messenger RNA, 3645 nt
Organism: Akanthomyces muscarius
Lineage: Eukaryota; Fungi; Ascomycota; Sordariomycetes; Hypocreales; Cordycipitaceae
Exons: 3
Coding region: 1-3645 (1214 amino acids)
Biological process (GO): phosphatidylinositol dephosphorylation
Cellular component (GO): membrane; cytoplasm
Molecular function (GO): phosphatidylinositol-3,5-bisphosphate 5-phosphatase activity; phosphatidylinositol-4,5-bisphosphate 5-phosphatase activity
Source: RefSeq, a predicted model, not a curated record
AUGGACCACCAGUGGACGUCGCAGCCGCCGGCGCCCGAAAAGUCCUGUGAGCUUUACAUCCGCGACCAUCCGGCCCGUGCGAUUGCAAUUGUCUCGUCGACACACGCCCUCAUCCUGCGAUAUAGCGCCUCGGCCAGCGACAUCAUACCUAAUGGCUCCUAUACGUCGCUACCGGCCACCAACAAGUCCCCCGCCGCCAAGUGCAUGGUCGAAUUUGCGCCCGUCACCAAGGCGCUGCUGAGGGACUAUCGCCCGCUCACCCACCGACCCAUCUACGGCACUCUUGGCCUGAUCUCCGCCAACAAUGAAGUUUUCCUGUCCGUAAUAACUCACGCGACCCGUACGGCGACCGUGCGGCCAGGAGAGACGGUCGAGAAGAUUGUCAGUGUGGCGUUUUACUGCCUAAGCACUGACGAGUACGACGACGUUGUGCCCCUCGAGUCCUACGAAAUCGAACCAUCCGAUUCCUCCUCGGUAUACGGCUCCCAGGCCUAUGGCCAGAGCCUUAGCCACCGCGACGUGGCCAUCGAACAUCCUUGCCAUGAGCUGCGCAAGAUUUUGAGCAAUGGCUCGUUUUACUACAGUACCGACUUUGACGUAACUAACCGACUCCAAGAUCGCCCAAUCAACGCAGACUCGUUCCAUAUCGACAGCUUUAAUGACAUGUAUUUGUGGAACUCUUUCAUGAUCAGUCCUUUGGUCAAGUUCCGAUCGCGGCUGUUGCCACAUGAGCGGGAAGCGCUGGACGAGUCCCGCAUUUUGACAUCUGCCAUUCGCGGCUUUUGCAAGACCAUGACGAUCCCACAGAGCGCCUCGCCACUCAAAGGCAACAACGGUCGAGCGUCGUAUUUAACACUCAUUUCCCGCUUGUCCUGUCGCCGAGCUGGAACUCGCUUCAAUGCUCGCGGUAUUGACGACGACGGCCACGUUGCCAACUUUGUUGAGUCGGAAACCAUAUUCUGGAGUGCCACGGGCACCGUCUUCUCCUACGUCCAGAUACGUGGCUCAAUUCCCGUAUUUUGGGAGCAAGCCGCCGACCUGAUACCUGGGCGACAGAAGCUCACAAUAACAAGACCGGCGGAUGCUACACAACCUGCUUUUAACAAGCAUUUCGAAGAGCUCGAAGACAUGUACAGUGCGGUGCAUAUAGUUAACCUACUGAGCGAGACAAAACCCGGCGAAGUCGAGCUGAGCAAUGCUUACAAGACUGGCAUCAAGUAUUGCCCACUGAGUCGCGCCCGUCAAGGCGGCGGAGUAGACGACCACGCCAUGCUGCGACAGACGCACUACGACUUUCAUGCCGAGACCAAGGGCCCUGGUGGGUACGAAGCUGCGCGCGAUAUACGUCGCUAUAUUGAGCACUCCAUUGAUGGGUUCGCCUAUUUCUUGGCCGAGGAAGCCGACGACGAAAAGCAUUUGCGCAGCAAGGACACGAGAAUGAUUGUCGUGCUGCAGCAAGAAGGCGUCUUCCGCACAAACUGUCUCGACUGCCUGGACCGAACCAACUUGAUCCAGACACUGAUUUCUCAAAUGGCAGCAGAGGCCUUCCUCAGUCACCGCAGUGCAUAUGCUGCCUCUGAUUUUUGGAUGCGUCACUCCACGCUUUGGGCCGACAACGGCGAUUCGCUGUCCAAGAUCUAUGCCGGCACAGGCGCGCUCAAGUCAUCAUUUACACGCACUGGCAAAAUGUCGCUGGCCGGCGCCGUAGCCGACAUGCGAAAAUCGGUACAGCGACUUUACCACAACAAUUUUGUCGACCCGUCGCGGCAAAUCACCAUCGAUAUGCUCCUGGGUCGGCUGAUUGGGCAAGCGCCGGUGCACCUCUUUGACCCAAUUAGUGAUUUUAUCUCGGCAGAGCUCAACAAGCGCAGUGACGAAUAUACAUCAUUUGAACAUAUCAAUCUCUGGGUAGGCACGUUUAACCUCAACGGUAAAACGGAAGGCAUUGGCCAAGACCUGUCGCCGUGGCUGUUCCCCCCAGAGGUUGGCAAGGAACUUCCCGAUAUCUAUGUCGUGGCGUUUCAAGAAAUUGUCGAACUCAGCCCGCAGCAGAUCAUGAAUAGCGAUCCAUCGCGCAAAUACCUAUGGGAGCAGGCCGUCAAGAAUGCUCUGAACGAGCGCCAGGACCGGACCGGCGGCGAGCCUUAUGUGCUCUUGCGCAGCGGACAGCUAGUUGGCGCGGCGCUAUGCAUUUUUGUCAAGGCAUCGAGCCUACCCAAUAUAAAAAAUGUCGAAGGCAGCGUCAAGAAGACGGGUAUGUCAGGCAUGGCUGGCAACAAGGGCGCCGUGGCAAUCCGAUUAGACUACGCCAACACGCAUAUUUGCUUUGUCACAGCACAUUUGGCGGCUGGCUUUGCAAACUAUGACGAAAGAAAUAGAGAUUACGCAACUAUCCACCAUGGUCUGCGGUUUCAGCGAAAUCGCGGCAUCGACGAUCACGAUGCCAUUAUCUGGCUCGGCGAUUUCAACUACCGCAUUGGACUCGGUUCUGAUAUGGCCCGAGCGCUGGUGCAGCAACGGAACCUGCCAAAGCUGUACGAAAACGACCAGCUGAAUCUACAAAUGGUUGCCGGUCUAGCGUUUCCCUUUUACUCGGAGGCGCGCAUCAACUUUAUGCCCACGUACAAGUUUGACGUGGGAACCGAUCAUUAUGACAGCUCCGAAAAGGCGAGAAUCCCUGCAUGGACGGAUCGCAUCCUGCGAAAAGGCCCGAAUUUGCGGCAACUCAGCUACAACUCGGCGCCGCUGCGCUUCUCGGACCACCGCCCGGUAUACGGGACGUUUGAGUGCACAGUCAGCAUCGUCAACGAACGUCGGCGCGAGGCCAUAGGCGCGGAGCUGUACGAGCGGCGCAAGGCCGAACUUGGCGACACGGGAGGCUCGAUCCUGGGCGACCUGGACACCGAGGAUGAGGACCUCAUCGGCUUUGAAUCGCUGGAACCCGGACUGCCAGCUGCCAGCUCAGACCGACAGAAGUGGUGGCUGGACAACAAGCAGACGGCGCGGGCGCACAUUCCCAUCCCCGCUGGCCGCAACGGGCAACCCAUGAGCCUCAACCCGCAUCGCCCGUCGAACCCGUUCCCGAGCACCGAUGAGCCCGACUGGGUCUCUGUGUCGCGGGCUUCUCCAGGCGUGGCUAGCAGUCUCUCGAGCUCGCCGUACGAAAAGGUGCCGAUGCCGCCGCGCACCAUGUCGAUGGCCUCGACCGGCUCGUCGUCGAGACGACCUAUGCCGCCACCGUUUGAUCAGGCCAGGCUCCCUGCGCAGGUCGGCAAGCUAGCCAUUGCGGACGACCAAGCGUCAGUGUCAUCGUCGCGGCGGAGCACCGACUCGGAGCGCCAGCAGCAGCCGCCGCCUCCGCCGCCGCCGCGCCGUCGGGCCGUGGGCCAGCAGCCAACACCUGGCACGCCGAUGGCGACGAUGACGUCGCCGCCGCCGCCGCCGCGUCCAGAGUCAUCGGCGUCGCAGCAGUCGCUGAGAAAGGAGGGUGGAGGAAACAAGCCGCCCGUAGCGAGAAAGCCAGCUCAUCUGGCAGGAUCAUCGCCCGUCGCGGCACGAGGCCCGACCCAGCAGCAUCCGCCGCUGCCUCCUAGGGGUGAGGUAUCGCGAAAGCCGAUACCGCCGCCGGCGGAGUCUCUGAUAUAG